AUGGGGACGGGAUCUCAUAUCAUCAGAGUCAAGUGGGGCAUGGAGCAGAUGAGGAGGCCGUGUGCGUUUACAGUGUGGAGAGAGGGACCGCGGGCUGUUCCAGGGGCCAUUUCUGCACAGACACAUCUCACACUUCUACACAGAGGCUACUCCACCCCUGCUGCUGUGACCCGUCCUGCUCCACCCAGAGGCUACUCCACCUCUGCUGCUGUGACCCGUCCUGCUCCACCCAGAGGCUACUCCACCUCUGCUGCUGUGACCCGUCCUGCUCCACCCAGAGGCUACUCCACCUCUGCUGCUGUGACCCGUCCUGCUCCACCCAGAGGCUACUCCACCUCUGCUGCUGUGACCCGUCCUGCUCCACCCAGAGGCUACUCCACCUCUGCUGCUGUGACCCGUCCUGCUCCACCCAGAGGCUACUCCACCUCUGCUGCUGUGACCCGUCCUGCUCCACCCAGAGGCUACUCCAUCUCUGCUGCUGUGACCCGUCCUGCUCCACCCAGAGGUUACUCCACCUCUGCUGCUGUGACCCGUCCUGCUCCACCCAGAGACUACUCCACCUCUGCUGCUGUGACCCGUCCUGCUCCACCCAGAGGCUACUCCACCUCUGCUGCUGUGACCCGUCCUGCUCCACCCAGAGGCUACUCCACCUCUGCUGCUGUGACCCGUCCUGCUCCACCCAGAGGCUACUCCACCUCUGCUGCUGUGACCCGUCCUGCUCCACCCAGAGGCUACUCCAUCUCUGCUGCUGUGACCCGUCCUGCUCCACCCAGAGGCUACUCCACCUCUGCUGCUGUGACCCGUCCUGCUCCACCCAGAGCUACUCCACCUCUGCGGCUUGGCUACUCCACCUCUGCUGCUGUGACCCGUCCUGCUCCACCCAGAGGCUACUCCACCUCUGCUGCUGUGACCCGUCCUGCUCCACCCAGAGGUUACUCCACCUCUGCAGAUGUGACCCGUCCUGCUCCACCCAGAGGCUACUCCCCCCCUGCUGCUGUGACCCGUCCUGCUCCACCCAGAGGCUACUCCACCUCUGCUGCUGUGACCCGUCCUGCUCCACCCAGAGGCUACUCCACCUCUGCUGCUGUCACCUGUCCUGCUCCACCCAGAGGCUACUCCACCUCUGCUGCUGUGACCCGUCCUGCUCCACCCAGAGGCUACUCCACCUCUGCUGCUGUGACCCGUCCUGCUCCACCCAGAGGUUACUCCACCUCUGCUGCUGUGACCCGUCUUGCUCCACCCAGAGGCUACUCCACCCCUGCUGCUGUGACCCGUCCUGCUCCACCCAGAGGCUACUCCACCUCUCCUGCUGUGACCCGUCCUGCUCCACCCAGAGGCUACUCCACCUCUGCUGCUGUGACCCGUACUGCUCCACCCAGAGGCUACUCCACCUCUGCUGCUGUGACCCGUCCUGCUCCACCCAGAGGCUACUCCACCUCUGCUGCUGUGACCCGUCCUGCUCCACCAAGAAGCUACUCCACCUCUGCUGCUGUGACCCGUCCUGCUCCACCCAGAGGCUACUCCACCUCUGCUGCUGUGACCCGUCCUGCUCCACCCAGAGGCUACUCCACCUCUGCUGCUGCUGUCACCUGUCCUGCUCCACCCAGAGGCUACUCCACCUCUGCUGCUGUGACCCAGCCUACUCCACCUCUGCGGCUGUGA
Molecule: messenger RNA, 1662 nt
Organism: Knipowitschia caucasica
Lineage: Eukaryota; Metazoa; Chordata; Actinopteri; Gobiiformes; Gobiidae
Source: the annotation of a GenBank genome assembly